Dromaius novaehollandiae (emu) is the source of this 5955-nucleotide messenger RNA. It is a transcript of the gene TRABD, whose product is annotated as TraB domain containing. The transcript has 10 exons. The coding region runs from base 215 to 1339 and encodes 374 amino acids. NCBI's taxonomy places the organism in Eukaryota, Metazoa, Chordata, Aves, Casuariiformes, Dromaiidae. The record is from RefSeq and is a predicted model, not a curated record.
CGCGGCGCCGGCCGCCCCCGCCCCGCCCGGGGAAUGACUAAUGCCGCAUGUUGUCCGGGUAGCGUGCCCGCAGCAGCGCCAGCCCCGCGCUGCCCCGCCGCCGCCCGCAGCGCCUCCGCGAGCGGCGGGACCGCUGCCCCCGGGCGGGCCGCGGCCGCCUCCCAGAUAACGGCAAUUCUUGUGUGAUUGGUGAAAAUAAGCCUGCAUUCCAGGGAUGCAAGAGGAGCAACAGCCUGAGGCUGCUGCAGACCCAAUGUCCUUCUCGGAAGCACCAGAAGAUGGCCCAAAGGAAACAUCAAGUGUAUCGCAGAAUAUCUCUGAUGCAGAUGCAUUUAAAAUUCUUCUGGAGAUGAAGAUGAAGAAGAGGCAGAAAAUACCCACUUUACCAAGCACUGUGACUGAGCUUGACACAGAGGAUGGUUCUAAAGUCUAUGUGGUUGGAACAGCCCACUUCAGUGACAGCAGCAAAAAGGAUGUAGUGAAGACAAUACAAGAAGUGCAGCCUGAUGUAGUUGUGGUGGAACUAUGCCAGUACAGAGUUUCUAUGUUAAAGAUGGAUGAAAAGACAUUACUAAAAGAAGCCAAAGAAAUAAAUCUGGAAAAACUUCAACAAGCUAUAAAGCAGAAUGGAGUCAUGUCUGGAUUGAUGCAAAUGCUUCUUCUGAAAGUGUCUGCUCACAUCACAGAACAGCUGGGAAUGGCCCCAGGCGGAGAAUUCAGGGAGGCUUUCAAAGAGGCCAGUAAAGUUCCUUUCUGUAAAUUUCACCUUGGAGACAGACCCAUCCCUGUUACUUUUAAGAGAGCAAUUGCUGCACUUUCUUUCUGGCAAAAAGUCAAGCUUGCUUGGGGCCUUUGCUUCUUAUCUGACCCAAUCAGUAAGGAUGAUGUGGAGAAAUGCAAACAAAAAGAUUUACUGGAGCAGAUGAUGGCAGAAAUGAUUGGAGAAUUUCCUGAUCUUCAUCGAACAAUUGUCUCGGAACGAGAUAUUUACUUGACCUACAUGUUGAAGCAAGCGGCAAAGCAGAUAGAACUACCUCGAGCUUCAGAAACUGAACCUAGACGAUACAUCCCAUCUGUUGUAGUUGGUGUUGUUGGGAUGGGUCAUGUACCUGGAAUUGAAAAGAACUGGAACUCUGACUUGAACAUCCAGGAAAUAAUGAGUGUGCCUCCUCCAUCAGCUGCAAGUAAGAUUUUCAGAUUUGUUGUAAAAGCAACAGUUUUUGGACUGAUGGGAUAUGGCUGCUACCGAAUAGGUCAAAGGACAGCUCAGUUUAUUCUCUCAAUGCCAGCAGCACAGAGCUAUCUUCAGAAGCUGACAGAAAUAAGAUCUCAGCAUUGAACAUCAAGUAGAGGCACUAUAUGAAGAAGGUGGCUGAAAAGGGUGUUAGAGGCAACAAAUAUAAAGUGGACUGAAAGAAGAGGAAAAUGAAGAUUCUAGUCAAAGAGAUGGUUGAUGCUGAACAAAGCUGAAUUGCUGUGUAAUAAAGUAUUGAUACUAAAAGCUACACCAGCUAUGAUGUAAUGAAUAAGUUUGAUCCUUGGUAAGUGUAUUGCAUGAAAGCACAUAAUUCUGGAUUGAGGUAAAUGAAAUAUAUACACAAAUAUAUAUUAUAUAUAUACAAACACAUGCUGUAUAUAUAAUAUAUUAAUGGUUGUAUAGUGCAGACAGUUUAAAGAGUGUGUGCUCAUGACUUUUUUCAGAGGAACAGAAAAACACAGAGUAGCUUAACUGGGUGCAUCUGCUCAGAAGUUCAGGGACACCUGUCUGAGUGAUUUUUAGAUUUUUUCCUUGGGUAUAGUAAUACCUAGUGGUCAUUUCUGGUGCCAGGCACUUUUACACAUAAUUUAGAAGGAAUCUUCUCUUUAAGUGUUUUAUACUUAAAACAUUUAAGCUUUUUUAAAAAACUUAAGAGCUUUCCAGAAACUUCAGAAUUGAGCAGUGUAUGUAUGACAGCCUGUACAAGUUUUUUACAAGCCUUACUGAAAAACAGAAGUGUUGCCUUUAGAUUGCAUCCCUUGUUACAGCCGCUAGUUGAGGUUUUUUCCUCCUGCAUAGAAAAGGUAUAGCAACAGCAUCAGAGUUCAAUGUGGUUAGUGUCAGAUGUUUACAGGACACUCUGUUCCUUUAGAUUAGGAUAUUUAAUCUGUAUUAGUUAGCCAAAUCCUGCUGGAAUCAGUAUUGUAAAUUUAAGAGACUAGAACUACUGUACAACUUACUUUUAUUUCUCAGACCUUUCAUUAUUGGAACAAGAAGUCUGGAACUGAUAGUACCUGCCCCAUGUUUUUGAGACAUGAAAAUAUUUUAUUUAUCAACAGAACUUCUCAGUGGAUAAAUAUUUUAAUCUAUUUAAUAGAAAAUCAAAGCUCAAUUUAGUUUUUCAAACUAGCUGUGGUGUUUUAUUUGGGUUGCUUGCUAUUUAUACAAAGAAUUAUGGGUACUUCAAACUGCUGUGAUUUUUAAAAUUUUCUAGGAUAACCAUCCUUUUUUUUUUUUUUUUUUUUUUUUUUUUUUUUUAAUCCUAGGCUAAUAUUUAAUAAGAUUUUUUUGGUACCCUUUAUACAGGCUUGUCCUUGAUUGUAAAGUGCCCUCUGCAAUCAGCUAGUCCCAGUCCAACAGUAUGAAUAAUUGUCAUAUCAAAAUUCUAAUGUGAUAUAUUUAAAUAAGAGUCCCAUUUGCUCCUCAGGCUCCUAUGCAAUUGCUAAUUGACUUAAGUUCAUAUCUGUAUUAAUCUCUUUGGGGAGGUGAUGGAAGGGAAAGGGUGUGUGAGACAGGAGAAAGAAAAGGUGUUGUGUGUGGGGUUUUUUUUUUUUCCCCUCCAAGUUUGUUCAAUAAAAUCAACAAACUACUUUGUUUAGAGAGUAAAUUUCCAAAGCCUUGUGUUGGAAAUAUUCCCACACAGUCUGUUUGCCAAAAGUAUGUGCAUGUACCUGUGCAGUGUUGUCUUUUUCAAGCUUUUUUACUGAAAUUAAGGGUCUAAUGCUCUUUACAGUGGCAUUGAAUUUGCUGGGAGCUGGUCUGUCCAUGCAACCUGAUGCUUUUCUGCCUUGCACCUUGUGAUUUUUAUGGGUCCCAGUGCAGCAAUCAUUUAAGUGCUUGUUUAUCUUUAAGCCUACUAUUAAAUCUAACCCAAUUCUGCAGAGCUCUUAAGAUGAUGCGUAGGUGCUUUUCUGGAUCAGGGCCUUACAGUUGUGCAGGGAAUAAACCUUAGCAAAUAAGAAUGGCAGCAAUUCCCACUUUGAUACAAAGUGUAAAUGAUAAUGCAGAGUACUGUGGAGUCAGGACCUUUGUCUUUCAUUUUUCCAUCAAUUAGUGCUUAAAGAAAAAACAGACGUCUCUAGCAGGAUCAAAAGCAGCAUUUGUAAACAAUUUAUAGGAAACUAGAUUGACUGCCUGAAUUUUGAUUCCUGGUUCUUUUCUUUUUGUAAAGGUUUAAUAUAUUGUUUGCUAUUAAGCAGUCCUAUUUGAAUAAAUGUAUUACAUUUUGUGUACAUUUUUUUUAAAGAUGAAAGCAAAAGCUUAAGCUCAUUCUUCUUCUGGCUUUACUGACAUACCAAAAGAUUUUUUUUUUUAUUUCUGAGAUCUUUCUAGCUGGUAGACUUCAAUAUAUUGAUGUUUUGCUUUAAGGUAUCUACAGAUUUUUAAGGUAUCUGCAGAUAUCUUAAAAGCUCUGCAGAUCUUUGAUAUCUGUACUCAGGUAAUUUUACACAAAAGAAAACAAAUCUAAGGUAAAUUUUAGAAAAAUGAGCCUUAAACUUGGGUGGGACUAAUGCUAAAUGAUUGUCAUGGAGCAUUCUUGCAGAUUAAUGUUUUAUGCUUUUUAGCCAGGAAUUAUCACCAUGUAAGUUGUCCUUUUGUUAUUCAGUCUUUAUCUACAAUUAAUCUUUUAAAAGUCUGUUUCAUCCUUUUUUACAAAGCAUAUCAGCAGAUUCUUCAAGGAGGCUGUGGAUGGAGAAUUUGCAAUCUAUCUUCCCACUAUUGCAAACUGGCAGAUCAUAUGCAUACACUGCUUACACAGUGGCACUUGAAAGCCUGAUGAAUUUGCAGAACUAAUAAUCCUAUUAAUCCAUACAUGAAUGCUCAAUGUUGUGUAUUCAGUGUGUUGUACUAUGUAUGUAACAUAAGCAGUGUUUUAGAUCCAUUCUUUUCUGUUCUAGUCAGUCCUUUCAGUGUUAAGAGCAUCCGGUAAAAUUUAAAUAUAUGUUGAAUUGUCCCAGCCCCGCCUCAACCUUAUGAAGCCAUAUUGUAUUUUUUUGGUGACAUGUACAUCUGCUUUAUGCAUUUGUACAUCUGAUGUAAAUUUGAAGUAUUUUUAACAAUGUGUGCCUUUAAUCUAAAGUGGUAUAAAGUAAACAGCAGUAUGUUCUAUGAUAUAAAAAAUAAAAUAUUUUAACCACCAUUUCUGUCAAAGGCAUUUAUUUUCUGUAUUAAUCAUUAUUUUUCUGAAAGCAGGCACUAGUACACAAGCAAUAUGCAAUACACAGUUUUGCUGAAUGAGAACUUCAGUUGGAAUAAAUACCUCCCUAUGAGAGGCAUCGGUCUUUAAUGCUGAAUUAAGGAAACAAGUUCUUCCACCCUAUAUAAUCAGUGAAUAGAAGGGGAUGCUUUUCCCUGCGUAUUGCCUUUUGGCAGGUGUUUUCAGCCCUCUUGAACACACAGGAGCAUAGGGAGACUUAACUUCUCAAUACAGGCACCUAAACUCAGAAUCUAGAAUUAGGCAUGGAGAGUGACUUUCUGGUGUGUGUGUUUUUUUUUUUUUUUUUUUUUCCCUUGGUUGUUUUUGUGUGUGUGUUCUUGCAGGGGUGUGCAGAGGUGUUUUUUGUUUUGUUUUUUAAGCUUCCUGCCCAUGCUCAGUCCUGCAAAAUGCCGGACUCCCAAGUCCCAGUCUAGCGAAGUGCUUGAACAGUACGUAACAGGCUCUGCUUGGAACCCUUUAAGUGGAAAAGGGGUUGAGUUAAUUAUUGCAGUUGAGACAGGUUAAUCAAUAUGAUCAUUAUUUAAAAAAAAAAUAAGACCAUGUGCAAUACUGUAUGCAAUACAGUUUGAAAAAUACUUGCUUUCAGAUAACAUACUGGCUGAGUAGUCUACUGAUUGUAUAUCUUGUCGAUGAAUUCAUACUCUGAUCGUACAUAGACAUGUGAAGGAAAGGGUUGUGGAGGCUGGCCUGUUGUCCUUGAGCAGGUGCGCUGAGCUGGGACUGGGGAGGAGGAGUGCUGAGUAAGCCAUUUAGAUGGUAGGAGAGAACAUGUUAAAAUUAUUGUAGUCGAAGCACUGCCUCAGUCAGGCAGCACUGAGUAUCAGGGCGGCAGCUUCCACUGCUAUUUCAUCUCCAGACUCUUGUUACACUGCCAAAACGAAUACAAUAGGAAGAAAAGAGGACUUUUGCUGUUAUAAUGACAAGUAAAUUUCCUAGAAAAUAUCAUCAUCUCAGUGGUUAGAGCUUCCUCUAAGAGUAAUAAACAAUGAUUGGGAUUUUGGUGCUCAGAUAUUUUGAGGAGACGCUUUCAAAGAAGCUUUGUCUUUUCACCUCCAUCCCUUUUACACUGCCUCCCUCCCUCUUCUCUCUUGACUGUGUUUUCUCUCCUGUGGGAAUGGAGGAUGUAAGCUUGUUUUCUGAAUGAAUUGCUUACCUGUGUAGUAUGCAUACAUAGUCAAGGUUGUGUUUAUGAUGCACUUCUUCCCCUUGCUGAGUACUGAACCAAACUAAGUAGUUGAUUUUGAGGUGAAUUAAAAUUGGCUGGGUUUGCACUGGAAGCUGUUCCUGUGUGUGCACAGUGUAAAACAUUCUCAAAAGCACUGACUGACAAAUACAUCAAGUUGUCUUAAAGUGCCAGGCAGUAGUGGGAACUGCACAUUUAAAAGAAACAAUGCACUGUCACUUGUGUAAUUCUGACAUACUCAUGUACUUAUUUUCCUGUUUCCUUCUAAAACUGAAAUAAACUUUAAUUUUAAACUUA